CAUGUAGUUUGAAUAUGAUUAAUGUCUGAAGAUAAGACCAUCACAAGACACUCGUAAGAUAUGCAUAAGAAGAUUAUAAGAUCUUAUAACACAAUUAUAUAUAGCCAGAAAAUGAAUUAUCUAAAAUUGUGUUUUGUGUAUAUGAUGUUUGUAGAAGGAGUAAUAUGUGGAAAGACGACACCAUGUGAGGACAACUGGGUGGUAUUCCAAGGCUCUUGUUAUUUGGUCGGGCAUGAUAACUUGCAUUUCAUUGAAGCAGAACGCUUUUGUGAACAUCACAAUGCAUAUCUAGUCCAUGUGGAUGAUGCUGUAGAAAACACCUUCUUGAAGAGCUACUUGGGAGAUCUAAAAGAUGGAAAGCAUUGGAUUGGACUGACAGACGGUGUAACGGAGGGUAUUUGGAAAUGGUCUGAUACUGAUACAGUUGCUACUUACUCAAACUGGAGUCCUGGAGAGCCUAACGGAGGAAAAUCCGCAAACUGUGCUGUUAUACGAUCUGAUUUCCACUACAAUUGGACAGACGAUCCAUGUUCGUCAUUGUACAAGGCCGUAUGUGAAAAAAGACCUGUAACAGAUACAGAAAUUGUUGGCUGAGAAAAUGGAUAUGAGAAGUCAAUUUCAAUAACUUCCAAACAAAUUACCAAAAUGAUUGUAAAAUUUUCUUAAAAAGCAAAUUUAAUCAAUGUAUAUAUAAAACUUUUGUGUUGUGUUAAAAGAUAAAUAUAUAUAUUUGUGAAUACAUCAAUUUCUACACCGAAGAACCCUAGAAAAUUACUUCCGUAUAUUUAUCUGUAUAUGCAUGUUUCAUUUAAAUAAAAAAAAUUCAGUACCACCCGCCUAUAUUUUUUAAUGAUACUGUUUUAGAUCAUAUGAUAAUCUGGUAAAUCUCGGAGUGUAUACAUGACAAGUGGCAAGAGUUAAGACAAUAAGGCAAUAAUGCAUUUUAAAAUUUGUGAAAGUAGUGUUGUUUCUUUAUUUGUUUAUUGUUGUUUUGUUUUGUACUUUUUGCUGUUGUUGUUGUUUUCUGUCCAGACUACCCGUAAUUAUUUACCAUGAAAAUAGUAUUGACAUCCAUAUUUAAUAUUUGAGAUUACAUUGUUGUGUUAACAUUUAACUUACUUUUUACAAUACUAAUUCUACAAUGCUAAUUAAUAAGCCACUACCAUUUUUGUGGCCAAGUUUGACACUUUUAC
Ruditapes philippinarum (Manila clam) is the source of this 1193-nucleotide messenger RNA. RefSeq names its product C-type lectin domain family 10 member A-like. The coding region runs from base 61 to 594 and encodes 177 amino acids. NCBI's taxonomy places the organism in Eukaryota, Metazoa, Mollusca, Bivalvia, Venerida, Veneridae. The record is from RefSeq and is a predicted model, not a curated record. The transcript is spliced from 5 exons.